Mycetomoellerius zeteki is the source of this 2069-nucleotide messenger RNA. RefSeq names its product Nicotinamide amidase (gene Naam). Gene Ontology annotation, molecular function: RNA binding; calcium ion binding. The record is from RefSeq and is a predicted model, not a curated record. Lineage: Eukaryota; Metazoa; Arthropoda; Insecta; Hymenoptera; Formicidae.
CCAUGGGGUGGCACUCUUCUAAAAUGGAGUGUAUCGUCGAUGCUGUUGAUAGUUCAUUUAUGUUACGACCCGGUGACGCUUAACCAAAAAAGGAUUAAGCCGUUGGAAGGUGAGAGCAAUCGGGCAAUUGAAUUUUAUCAAUAUUAUUGUAUAAUGGCUCAAUAUCCGCCCAUUAAUGUACGUCUGGCGGUAAACAGGGUAGACUUCAAUCUAAUAACGAAUGAUGGCAUCCAGCCACGGCUCUACACUCCCGGCGAGGAGAUAUCCAGUCAACCGGAUUUUCUGAGAGGCCAUGGAACUUACGUUGAUGAUGAGAAAACAUUGCGUGCAUCAGUUGCUGGGAUUUUGGAAAAGGUGAACAAACUUAUAUCGAUUAGGCCCUUGAAGGCACGUUAUAAUGGAGACAUUGGAGAUCUUGUCGUAGGAAGGAUAACGGAAGUACAACAGAAGCGUUGGAAAGUCGAUAUAAAUGCUAAGCUUGAUGCUGUCCUGUUGUUGUCCAGUGUUAAUUUGCCUGGUGGUGAAUUGAGAAGAAGAUCCGCCGAAGAUGAACAGACGAUGCGCAGGUAUUUGCAGGAGGGAGACCUGAUUUGUGCAGAAGUGCAAUCAAUCUAUUCCCUACAUACACGAGUAUUGAAGUAUGGCAAACUGUCGCAGGGGAUAAUGUUAAAGGUACCGCCGAUGUUAAUUCAACGCAAGAAGACACACUAUCACAUUCUAGAGAGCGGAGCCACUUUGAUACUCGGUUACAAUGGUUACGUAUGGAUCAGUGCAAACGUUCAAAACGUCGAUAAAUCCGAGGGUGGUUUCACGGAGGAUCUGUCAAAAAUUCCAAUAGAAAAUCGCAACGUUUGCACGCGGUUACGUAAUUGCAUCUUAAUUCUGGCGCAAUGUAACAUGCUAUUAUCUGAUACCUCUGUGACGUAUGCUUACGAAGAAUCCUCUAAGUACGAUUGGAACUUGGAAACAGGUAGUCGACAAGUAGUGUCGAGAGACAUGGACGCGUGUUUCAACGCCUUCGAUAAAGACUGCGACGGAUUUCUGUCGAUUUCCGAAUUUGAUCUCAUAUGCCGCGCAUUGUUUCGAAAUGACCGCGGCAAGAUUUACGGCCUCGAGGAGGAUCAAUUGCGCGAGGUGUAUUCAAUCUUUGAUCUCAAAGGUGACGGCCUGAUCGACAGGAAAGAGUUUGAGGUCUGCUGGAACCGAUGGAUCAAAGUAUGUACACGUCCCAAAAGCGCUUUCCUAAUUGUGGACGUGCAAAAUGAUUUUAUAACAGGUUCCUUAAACAUAAAGCAGUGUGCCGCACAACACGAUGGUUCGGAAGUAAUCGACCCAAUUAACCGAUUGUUGGAAACUGUACCGUUCGAUUCGGUGUUUUAUUCCCUGGACUGGCAUCCCGUGGAUCAUGUAUCCUUCAUUGAUAAUUUGCACUUGAGAGAGGUAGACAUCAGCAGCAAUAUCUCGAAGGAAGCGGCGCGGGUGUACGACACAGUAACGUUUCAAGGACCACCGUUGCUGAAGCAACGCCUGUGGCCGCGUCAUUGCGUACAGGAUUCCUGGGGUGCCGAGCUCCAUAAGGACCUAAAGAUCGUCGACAAAGCGAUCAAGAUCUACAAGGGCACGAAUCCAGAAGUUGACUCGUAUUCGGUAUUCUGGGACAACAAGAAGCUCACCGAGACCACGCUGUCGUCGCAGCUGCAGGAAAAAGGCGCCACCGAUAUCUAUAUCUGCGGAUUGGCCUAUGACGUUUGCGUGGGCGCUACUGCAGUGGAUGCGCUCACCAGCGGUUAUCGCACUAUACUGAUCGAUGACUGCAGUCGCGGCGUGGACCUCGUCGACAUCGAGAAGACCAAGGCCACCGUAAUAGGCAGCAAUGGCGUGAUAGUGAACUCCAGCCAAGUAAAGGCCAUGGUGGAAGGAAGAGACCGACGACCAGAGCUCGGUUACAAGCUUGCAUUGGAAAUUAAGCAAAAAUUGAGCCUCGGUGAAGAAUAAUUGUAGCAAAUAGUAUAGUAUAUCUAGAAACAUUUAAAUGGUAGACUAAUAUGAAAGACCAUAAUUUCAUUUUG